CUCCUCCUUCUGUUGCUGUGCUGCAUUGGGAAUAACCGCGCUGCCAUUGAAUGGAGGGACUGAGGCAUAGAGGAGCCCCGACCGAGCGCUGAGAAGAGGCUUUGCUGCUGCUGCUGUCUGAAGGCAAAACAAAACAAGGAGGGAUGCUGCUUGGCGGGGCGUGAGAGAGACAGAGUCAGGCUACAGAAAUCAGCUGAGCUCGCUUGCUUCUUCUCCCCCCGCCCGCCCGAAUGGCUGGAUGGAUCAAGAGCUGAGCCCAGCUGGGGAACAAACUUGCAAAGGCCGUCGGAUGCCUUUGGGAGCCGCCGCCGCUCUUGCUGGAUGCCGGGACACCGUUUCCGCUCGCGCCGCUUUGCACAAGGGGCGGGAGGGCGCCCGAGGCGAUUGCUGGCGCGGCGACUGCUGCUAACGCGAUCCUGAUGUUCGCCCCUUCCCGGGACGCAAUGGCGGCGGCAGGUAGGAGCCCCUCGAAUCCUGCCCAGGCUCGCUUAGCCUCUCCCACCAUCUGAUUGGAUACGGCUGGGCUCUGCGUGGGACUGCGGGGCUACCGCGAGGGCUCGGGGAAACCAUGGGUUACUGCAGCGGCAGGUGCACGCUGAUCUUCAUCUGUGGCAUGCAACUGGUCUGUGUGCUGGAGAGACAGAUAUUUGAUUUCCUUGGUUAUCAGUGGGCACCAAUCCUGGCAAAUUUUGUACACAUUAUUGUAGUCAUACUUGGCCUAUUUGGAACCAUCCAGUAUAGACCUCGCUACAUAACAGGAUAUGCUGUCUGGCUAAUCCUCUGGGUUACAUGGAACAUAUUUGUUAUCUGCUUCUACUUGGAGGCUGGAGACCUAUCAAAGGAAACAGAUCUUAUUCUGACCUUCAAUAUUUCAAUGCACCGGUCUUGGUGGAUGGAAAAUGGGCCAGGCUGCACAGUGACAUCUGUGACUCCAGCCCCAGAUUGGGCCCCAGAAGACCAUCGCUACAUCACUGUGUCUGGGUGCGUUCUUGAAUAUCAAUAUAUAGAAGUGGCCCACAGUUCUCUACAAAUCUUUUUUGCACUGGCAGGAUUCAUCUACGCCUGUUAUGUUGUGAAAUGUAUCACCGAAGAAGAGGACAGCUUUGAUUUCAUAGGUGGAUUUGACUCUUACGGCUAUCAAGGCCCACAGAAGACAUCGCAUUUACAGCUACAACCCAUGUAUAUGUCUAAAUAGACAAAAGCUAAAUCUGUCCUGGGGAUGAAGGACUGGACAAAGAACUACUUCUUGCACAGCAUCCUGCAGGUUGCAGAAGAAGGAAAGAAGUCCUAACUUUUCUGUUUCAAUAUAUAAUAGAACACUCAUAGACAAGGGCCCUUCUGCCUAGCAAGUACUGACAGAAAUGCACAAGAUCCAGUCCCUCCCAACUUUGAUUUUCCAAAUUCCUACGCAGAAGGUUAAAAAAAAGAAGCAGUGGUGCCAUCUCCUGGCCACUGUCUACCUUCUGCCCUCUUUGCACUUGCCUCUGAUUUAUGAAACAAUCUCAUUUGUUUUAGCUAUUUGAGGCUCUUUUGUACUCUGUCUGGAGCCAUGUCUUCUUAGUCCAUACAGAUUAAAGAUAUUUAGAUGAUCUUGAAACCGAAGUCAAUAGACAGGAAGUUGUUUGCCCUAAAGGCUGUUUAGUAUAUGCUUGCCUUAACCCAUCCUAAGUCACACACUGAGAACUUUGAUGUGAACUCUCUGAAAUCACUUCCUUUAGGAUCAACCAUACUGUUCAUUCUAAAAAAAAAAAAUUCUAAAGCUGUGUCAGGUAAUAGACUCUGCUCCCAGCAUUCCGUAGAUGACUGUAUAUAAAAAAAACCAUCUCCUGUCGGAAAAAAAGUGCUUUAUGAUUAAGCUUCCAGAAUAUCUGGAUGCAAAUUUCUUCAAGGAAUUCUAAAAGAACUGGACACUUUGGGAGUUGGGAAAUGCCAGGAAAAGGAACUUUUACUAAACAUUAACUAAAGAAAGUGCAAACUCAGUGCUCCUUGUCCCCACUGUUUUAGUGAACGCACUCUAGGUGCUUUUAUAAAUGAUUCUAACCUACGUCUUUUACUAAUAACAGAGAUAUCUGCUUAUUUCUAUCAACAGAGGCCAACUGCAUCAGUACUAACAAUGUUUACUCUUUUAUAACUAAUUCCAGUUGAAAACCUUAUGUAAGUGAGCUUUUUUUUAAAAAAAUUGAAAAUCUGCAGCAUAUAAGAUCUUUCUGGAUUUUAUUCUUUUUUGUUUUUAAGUUGGGGUGGGAGUAGUUGCAUUGGUGAGAAUUUUGAAAACAUUUUUUGUGGUACUGGGGAAACUGUUGUGUGUUAGAAUGUGUAUCUAAUCUUCCUGUAUUUUUGUGGCUGAAAAAAACUGUGCUGUUAUGUAGUUGGCAACAAGAUGCCUUUGGAAACUUUACUAGUAGGUCAAUGUCUUUAUGAAAUACUCUUGACUCCUAGAAGCGUCUGUAUCCUGAAUUUGAGCUGUAUAUUCAACUACUGCAGUGGCUUUUCUUUGGGAAGAGUUAUAUUGCUCAGGCUUUUUUUGUUUUGUUUUGUUUUUUGUUUGGAACUUGAACUGCCCUCAUUCCUUUAUUUAAAACCUACAAAUACAUUAGCCUUAGGCACUUGAUGGGUGAGGUUCUUCUUAGCCCACUACAGCUUCUUCAAACAACUUUUGUCUGCACUUGCCAAAUGUUUCAAUUCUAUAUGGCCUGUAUGUCCACCAUCCUGUGUUGUAACUCUCAGUGCAAAUUCCCCUAGAAAUAAGACAGUCCAUCUUUUACCCAUUACCACUACCAAUAUACAUGCCAGUGUUUUUGCAGAGAUGCCACCUGUAUGACAACAGAACAGAUAUUUUUAACAGAAACCAAAAGUUAUUGGUUCCAGCAAUAAAGGUCAUAUCAAUAACAUUGAUAUGAGUGGAACACAGUAUCAACAUAUAAUACAAUAAUGAAAUACAUAUAAAAUAGUAGUUAGUACUUAAAAAUCCCCAAAAAUAUAUAGCUUAUAACUAAGCCUCUGCCUAGUUAUAUCAACACCAGUGGUAGUAUGAUAUUAUAUGAACUGUCACUCUAGUUACAGCUUCUAAAAAUGCUCUCAGUUUUAAUGCUUGUUUGCCAUUUCAUUAUUUUUGGUCAGGAUCAAGAGCCACAUCUCUUGUAGACCUGAAAUUCACUUAUUGCCAGUGGAAUUAGUCUGGAGUAUGGCAUAUGGAUUGUCGCCCUAACCUUGUUUUUUUACACUGUUUAUCCUUAAUAUCAAUGAAGAAAUGGAAUAGCUCUGCAGUAAGUAGUGUAAAGUCAUGACAAAUAUAUUGGUUUGCAUUCAGAUCAGCAAAGCAGCAGGCUUGAUAAAAUGAUCUCUCACAUUCUACACCUGAUAAAAUAGAAGGACAGAGUAUUUUUAAGAGUAAAUUUGUAGAUUCUAGAAAAGUUUAGAUGUCUUAAAAUGCUGAUUGUUCUGUAUCUCAAAUUCUUACUAAGGAGAAAUAAUGAUCCGUUACAUAAUCUAUACCCUAGUUCACUCUUAUUGAACACUAUAUAACCUAAUUCUUUUAAAACCAUGACUGGGUGCAUAAUUUUGUCCUUGAUAUAAUCUGGAAAAAGGUCAUGGGAAACCAGUUCUGCAUUGUUGUCAAGAAAACAGCUACACAGACAUGUCAGUGAAGUCACCAGCAGUUCAAUUCUACUCAAAGGGGACCUUACGAUUUAUAAUAAACAAACAAACAAACAAACAAACAAAAGCAUAUGUCAUACAUGCUGGGGACUAAUGAAGUCUUGCCUGCUGUCACUCCUCAUGAGCAAACAUUGUGAUUCUUUCAGUUUACAAUUAUUGAAUACAAACUAACUGAUUGCAUUUGAUCAAUUCCUGCUUUGUGUCACAUUCUAGAUUAAAGCAUUCCCCUACCUCUACAUUUGAUGCUUCCACUGACAUAUUUAUGGAAACAGUCGCUUUCCUGUUACUUAACAUAAUAAAAAUCAUAUAGAUAUUCUUAGUUUAUGUACAUCCACACCCACUGUUUGGGAGAGGCAAAUGCAUCCAGUAUGGGACAUAGGUGAAUAAUAUGAAGGUGGGACAUUCCCGUAUCUUCUAUGCAUUUAUGCAUUAUUGGGCCUGCAGGCAUGUUUGUCUCCAUAUAAAGAAUCAAGAGCCUCCAUAAAUAGUGUAGAAAGUUUUGCAGGCCUAUAACCAACUAUACACGACUCUAGACUUGUUUAUCAAAAACAUGAUUUUGAGCAUCAGCUAUCUUUUGGAGUAUAGC
Candoia aspera is the source of this 4243-nucleotide messenger RNA. It is a transcript of the gene NKAIN2, whose product is annotated as sodium/potassium transporting ATPase interacting 2. Bases 569 to 1195 code for a protein of 208 amino acids. Gene Ontology annotation, biological process: regulation of sodium ion transport. NCBI's taxonomy places the organism in Eukaryota, Metazoa, Chordata, Lepidosauria, Squamata, Candoiidae. The transcript is spliced from 7 exons. The record is from RefSeq and is a predicted model, not a curated record.